AUGGUUGCUGUCCUGCGGUACAAGGCAUCGUGGUCUGCCAUGGCAUGCCAACGUUCCUCCGGAGAUCACAUUGCUAGCGUAUCGGCGGCUGGCAUUGUCACGUGUGACCUUGGCUGCGAGCACUUUGACACAGAGCGUGUCUGCUCUGCUGGCAACAAGAUUCCUGCCUGCAUACCUUAUACGUGCCCAAUCCCGCCCGUUGCCGGUGCGACGGUCGUCAUAGCGCCAGGUAGUGCUACCUACACAUGCAAAGUAGGUCUGAUGCUUGUAGGUGAUGCCAGGCCAUGGUGCCAGGCAAAUGGAAGCCUCACUUCCGUUCCCAGCUGUGUUCCCCUCAGGUGUAAUGUACCAGCAGUGCAAUUUGCUAUCCGCACUGCUUCCGUGUUAAAGUAUCGUGAAUCGGCUAUACACUCUUGUCAAAAUGGAUACUUCAUGAUUGGUCAAUCCAAAGUUUCAUGCAAUACGGAUGCCGCUCUGGUUGGACCAGCAUGUUACCCUUCGGCAGCACCGACCAAGUACCGUUACUGCCACUCGUCACUCAUUCUACUAUCCCAGCGCGCACUUAACUACAACGCAGCCAAAGAGCUUUGCGGGCGCUACAACGGAACUAUACUAUCGGAGGCAUCAUUCAGAGCUGGCUGCGCACAUUACGUAGCACCACAUGACAGUGCCACAUGGGUAGGAGCACCAAGGGCAGGAAACAAAGCACUCGAUACGUGGAACCGCCAAACGGACUUAGCCUCCGAGUUGUAUACUCUUUGCGAGAUUUCUGGUGUCAAGUGCCAUGUACCUAACAUUGAUAACGGCGUUGUCAAAAAGGCAACCAUCUGGUACACGGAGAGCGCUAGCUAUUCGUGCAACGCUGGUCGUGAGCUCGUGGGAGAUGCCACGCCGAUGUGUACAGCUCACGGGACACUCACGUCAGUGCCGUUCUGUUCCAAGCCUAGCGCACCUGUACCAACACUGACUGGCUAUCAGUACUGCAGGCAGACCGGCAGUGUCCUGAAACGGAUAUCCGACACGAGCCUGCACAGCUUUACUGACGCCCAGCACAUAUGCCAGAAAUACGGUGGCAGACUCCUUAGCGUGGCCGCGUUCAAUACCGGAUGCGCGGGCACCUUGCUCAAGGCAAAAGAGAGGGUCUGGAUUGACGCGUUUGAGAGCGGUACGAAAGGCCAGCUCGCCUACUUGACGGGUUUCGGAAAGGUGCCCUUCGCUGUCCACACGGUCAACCCUCUAGGGGUUGUCUGCGAACACUCUUGCUCAAUCGGCUUUGGGAAUAAAAUUGUUAGCAUCUCGGCAAACGGCAAUGUCACCUGUGACAGAGGCUAUGAAUACCUGGACACACAGGCGGCUUGUAACGUCAAGAAUGAUGCUAAGUGCAUGCCUAAAAGAUGCCCCAUCCCUGCUGCCGUUGAUGAGGCAUUUGUGGCAGGCGAUAAGUGGACGCUUUACGGUAAAACACUCCUUGUCAUCUGCCUUAAAAGACUUGAUGAGGGUCAUAAGGAAUUUUUGUGCACAGAGCAUGGAAACUUUUCCAUACCCGUUACCUGCCGCCCCAAGAAUUGCCGUAUUUACCCGGGGCUGAAAUUUGAUGCAGACAAGUACAUAUGCCAGCCUGGCUAUAUUCCAUCGGGCAAUCUUACUCGCAGAUGUGAAGCAGACGAUGGUCAAGUUUACCAUGUGCCAAGAUGUUACACCUCUCGCCCGAGCAACUACCAAUACUGUAGCUCAUCUUCGUCUAUAAUUAUCCCAUCGUACGAAAAGUUAACACAACUUCCAGCACAAGAGUUUUGCAAACUUUACAACGCCCCCUUCAUAUCGGACGCAUCGAUCAGCGCUCAAUGUGCUCUUCACCUAGUCGGUCCACGAGAAUCAGUAACUCGUGUCGCAUUAGACAGCACUCCGGCACGACGUUGGCAAUUUCCUCUUCUUACUCUAUGCGAGCUACCUUGUCUUCCCCUUCGCUAUGACCAAACACAGUCCACGUCAACCGCUAGCAAUGUCCAGUGCCGAUUUGACGAGUUGCUUGCCUCUGCUUCUUGCAAGGCAACAAAGGGUGCGGUGAGAAUCAGCCCCGUCGGCUACACACUUAACUACACUUCGGCACUGGCCGUGUGUAAGUUCUACAACGGAACGCUGCUCUCCGACGCGUCGUAUCAGGCUGGGUGCGCUGCAACCCUGACAAGGGCUAACGUAGUAGCAUGGAAGGGCUUGCCGAAUGGAAAUCAGCAAGCCCGUAAUACACUUGGAGGCCUGACCGCCCUGUCUACGCCAUUGCAUGUGGCGUGCGAGAUACCUACGACAUGUCGGGUGCCAGUGAUAGCUAACUGCGAUGCGAAUAGCACAGAGUUAUUGGUCACGGAAGCGGUCGCCUAUUCGUGCCGAAGCGCGGGCGAGGUACUUGUGGGUGACGCCAGCCCUACCUGUACCGCUACGGGCCAGCUCAGCUCAGUGCCACACUGCGAGACUCUCACCUGCAGUGUGCCUGCCAUUAGUAACGGCACCGCUGACCAGGCGGCGGUCCAGUAUGCACAAACGGUGACCUAUUCGUGCAGGGUGGGAUUCACGAACGUGGGCAGCGCGUCCGCAACUUGCACAGCUCACGGAAGUCUCAGUGCAAUGCCUCACUGUACACCCGUGGUCUGCGAUGCACCCAUUAUCACUAAUGGCGUUGCUAGCAGCGCAGAGAUCCAAUUCCAGAGCAGCGCCGCCUACUCAUGCAAUAAGGGCUUUGGACUUAUCGGUCAUGCCACGCCAAGCUGCUUGGCUAGUGGACAGCUCACUUCUGUGCCUCAUUGCGAUGUCCUCAAUUGCACGGUUCCUGCAAUCCAGUUUGGUGUGAGCAGUGCCCCGCUGGUCCAACGUGGUGCCACGGUUCGCUACUCGUGCAAUCAGGGCUACAUCAUACUGGGAAAGUCUACAGUUACGUGCCGGGAUGACUUUACUUUGAGUACAAUCCCGUACUGCCACCUUGCUACACCCACCAACUAUCGCAAGUGCAACUCUGCCACAUUCGUACUAUCCCACCGUCCAUUGAACUACGCCUUCGCACAGGAUUUCUGCAAAGUGUACAAUGGGAAGAUCAUCUCGGACGCUUCCUUCAAGGCUGGAUGCGCAAUACGCCUCGCAACACAACGUGCCGUAGCUUGGAGAGGCCCAGUGUUAGGAAAGCCGAACAAGGCUCUUAACACUCUCGGCAGUGAAACUGACCUGUCUGCUGAGCUGAACGCUAUAUGCGAGAUCUCUGUGAAUUGUACUGUGCCCAUUAUAGCUGAUGGCACAGCUGACAAGACCGAGAUCCACUACCUGGAUAAUGUCACAUAUUCCUGUGAUCAGUAUCAUGGAGUUGUGGGUGAUGCCACGCCGAUGUGCAUAGCCAAUGGACAACUCACGUCAGUACCACAAUGCCAGUCAAUAUAUCCAAAGUGCAAUGUACCCACUAUAGCUAAUGGAACUGCCGACAAGACCGAGAUAAAGUACCUGGGCAAUGUCACCUUUUCCUGCGAGCAGGGUCAUGUGGUUGUGGGUGAUGCCGCACCAACGUGCAUGGACGCUGGACAGCUCACGUCAGUACCUAACUGCGAAGCUAUCAACUGUACUGUACCUGACAUUGUUAAUGGCACAGCUGACAGCCUGGUUAUCCAGUACACACAAACCGUCACCUAUUCUUGCAGCGGUGACCUGGUGAUCAGCGACCAGGUCAAGCCAAGCUGCGAUGCUAACGGAAAUCUCACAUCGGUGCCGAGCUGUGAUCGUCCAGUCGGGAGUCACCAAGGAAACAAAGCGGCUUCUGGCCCAAUCGUGGGCGGUGUCCUGGGAUCCAUUGCUGUGGUCCUGUGCACAGUCGUAGCUGUGGUCAUCGCGAGAAGAUCCGGAACAAGGAUCUCAACGUUUGCCCCCAAAGUCAAGAGCCAACUCUUGACUCGAGCCACCAUUGGGAGAUGUCGUGAAUCCAUCGACUCGGACUGCGCGCCAUCUCCGGCCAUGUUUGACAGACGGGAUACAUACCUUGAGACGCAUAUUGAACAGGAUGACGGAGGCGAUGAUGGAGGCGCUAAGAAUAAGUAUAUCAACUCAAACACAGGUUUUGUGCCCUCCGACUCUGGCUGCUUGCAAAUAAAAGAGGAAGGCAUCUACGACCUUGCCGAGGGAUCCGUCGCAUUGAGCAGCUCUCAGUUAACACAUGGCAGUGAAACAUUGGAGCACUCCGACUCUGGCUGCUUGCAAGUAACAGAGGAAGGCAUCUACGACCUUGCUGAGGGAUCCGUCGCAUUGAGCAGUGCCACGUUGGAGCACUCCAACUCUGGCUGCUUGCAAAUAACAGAGGAAGGCAUCUACGACUUUGCCGAGGGAUCCGUCGCAUUGUGCAGCUCUCAGUUAACACAUGGCAGUGCAACAUUGGAAAACCUCGAGUUCAACACACGCGGCAGUGCCACAUUGGAAAACAUCGAGCUCAACACACGCGGCAGUGCCACAUUGGAACACAUCGAGUUGAACCAGGAUUAUAUAGUGCCAGGUUCCAACAUCGUCUAUCAGAAUCAAAUUUACGACAGUAUCGUUGUUGGAAAUAGUGCAGACGUUUAACCCAAGCCAGCCAACUAACACUACACAUGUCCGAUCUAGUGUCAUACUAGAAUGAUAUUUCGAGAAGGACAUCUGUUGGGAUAGUGUAACUGCGGAAAUGAAUGAGGUACACGAGAAGGUGGUUCUUGAUCGCUCUUUACUUGAGCUGGGACUGUUUCUUUGACUCUCCCAUCGCGGCAUAAUUCAAAACUUUCCCCAUUGCGAUGCAUGGUAUUGGGUUUGGCAUUACCGUUCUUAGAUUGAAGUCGUCUUCUCUUCCAGUAGGGAAAUGGAGGUGUUGAACUAAAUGUUUUCUUCAAGCACGAAGUACUAGCUCUUCUUGUGCAGAUCUUGGACUCCACUCUCAUUCCCCGUGUGCCGCUUAAAUGCUUUUAUACUUGCUUCCCCAGCCACAUCUUCUAAAUUUUAUAGUUUCCGUCCUUUUUCGUCUUCAUCUUGCUCUUUCGUUGGAUCUCAUACACAUCACACAAGCGCAAUGGUUGUUGAUAUAUCCGUUGGAUCUCAUACACAACACACAAGCGCAAUGGUUGUUGAUAUAUCCGUUGGAUCUCAUACACAACACACAAGCGCAAUGGUUGUUGAUAUCUCCAAUCUGCCAGUUAUGUUUGGAUGACUGCUGAUCGUAAUCUUAAAUUCUGCACGCACGUA
Messenger RNA from Sycon ciliatum, 5235 nucleotides. RefSeq names its product sushi, von Willebrand factor type A, EGF and pentraxin domain-containing protein 1-like. NCBI's taxonomy places the organism in Eukaryota, Metazoa, Porifera, Calcarea, Leucosolenida, Sycettidae. The record is from RefSeq and is a predicted model, not a curated record. The transcript is spliced from 23 exons. The coding region runs from base 1 to 4587 and encodes 1528 amino acids.